Molecule: messenger RNA, 1005 nt
Organism: Blastomyces gilchristii SLH14081
Lineage: Eukaryota; Fungi; Ascomycota; Eurotiomycetes; Onygenales; Ajellomycetaceae
Product: CAMK/CDPK protein kinase
Exons: 2
Coding region: 1-1005 (334 amino acids)
Biological process (GO): mitotic DNA damage checkpoint signaling; protein phosphorylation
Cellular component (GO): cytoplasm; nucleus
Molecular function (GO): ATP binding; protein serine/threonine kinase activity
Source: RefSeq, a predicted model, not a curated record
AUGGCAGCCAAAGCCAUUCCGCAACCUCAAGGUGGAUUCCAAUCCCAGCAAAAAGAUCGAUUGGAGCGAGAGAUUAUGGCACUCUAUAGGAGUUCUCAUCGAAACAUCGUUGAAUAUAUCCACUGGUAUUCCUCCUCGCACGAACUGUGGAUAUUCACCGCCUUGAAAGCAGGAGGAGUGGAUAAUUUAAUUGAUCAAAAAUACUUUGAUCAAAAUCCCGGUGGAGUUAAUGAGCUUCUUGGUCAGAUGCUCCAGGCCCUUGACUAUCUCGCCUACAACAGAGUUAUCCAUCGCGAUGUUAAACCAGCCAACAUCCUUUACACACCACUUGAAUCUGCUCAGUCUCACUUUCUAUAUCAACUCACGGAUUUUGGACUAUGCAAUUCCACUGAUGCCGCCAGAUCAAAUGUUGGGUCGCCCAUGUAUCAGGCCCCGGAGGUGCAAUCGCCGGGAAGGGACAUGCAAACAUGCAAAGUAGACGUAUGGUCUCUCUUCGUCACAGUGGCGGUCGCGCUGAAUGUGAACCAAUACGGGAGCAAAAUGCUCAGCUCACACGCCGAAUGCGUUGCUUUCGCUUUGCAGGCCGCAAGUGCCCCUGAGUUGCAAACGAUCAAAGACAUGACUGAAAUAGACCCCUCUAAGCGUCCUUCCGCAGCGCAGAUGCUUGUAAAAUGUUAUAAUGGGAGGGGUCUUACAACGCCACGUAACGAGGUCCCUAAUUAUCCUAAGGAAAGUUUGCCCAUGCCCUUCCACACGGGCUUCCCGAACCCACAGCCGGGAUGGCCCCCGUCUGGUCUGGCAUAUCCCUCGCCUCCUGCCGUGCCCAACGAACAUUGGAUGGGUGCCCACACGUAUGAUGGACCCCAAUUUCCCCAACGGCAAACUGGGGCGCCUAAUCGAACCACAAGCGCGUUGGGCGCUCGAAGGCGGCCCCAUCCGCCAACCGAUAGCAAGCGAGAACCAACACAGCACGGAUUCCCGAGCAUGUUUGCGUGGAGACAGUGA